AGUGUCCGUGCAGCCUUCUGAAGAGCACACCGACACAGAGGAAUUGGAUGAAGAAAAACUUCAGUGUCCUAUCUGUAACUUGAAAUUUGCACCUUAUUUCCUUGAAAUCCAUGCAAGCACAUGCGGAGAAAGAAGCUAUAAUGUAAUAGACGUGGAUGAAAUUGAGGAGAACAUAGUAGAAGAGGACCAUAUGAAAAGUGUCGACGAUGUGUUGGAUGCGAUUUGUCAAAGAGUUGAUGUGGAGAAGCAGUUCAGCAUCCUUAUUUCAAGAACAAACAUUCUGGAGAGAGGCCUUCUGCAGUGGCAACGUCAAAAAAAAAAAUUCACCCACUGCCAUGUUGAAGGUGUCCUUCUUUGGGGAAGCAGGAAUUGACACUGGUGCCCUUCGAAAAGAAUUUCUCACAGAAAUGGUCGCCGGAAUCGAGACUCGUUUCUUUGAAGGACCACCACACCAAAAAAGUCCACGCUAUUCCCUUACUGACUUUGACAGUGGACUCUUCAGGACUGUUGGUGAGAUUCUGGCCGUCAGUUUGGCACAAGGAGGUCCUGCCCCUACAUUUUUCAGCCAGUGGGCUUACAGUUACCUCUGCAAUGGGCAGAUCAACCCAACACAGCUGGAUAAAAAUACAGUGGCAGAUUCACAGUUGCGGUUACUGAUUGACCAGGUGGAAUCUUCAACUGAGCAGUCACUUCGGGGCCUUACUGAUGAGAUUUUAAACUUUGGAUUCACUGGAGCCAUCUCGGUUCAAAACAAGGAACCGAUUGUCCGAGCCAUUACACUCCAUGCUGUGCUUAGAUUGCAGCCAAUGUUGGAACAACUCAAGGAGGGUUUGCAGCUGUAUGGCCUCCACCUGCUGAUUAAGCAAUACCCAGAAAUCUGCCAGCCUCUCUUCGUCCUUGGGGGAGAUGUGAAAGUUAAUGCCGAGUUUGUCAUGGCGUCCAUUCACCCUCAGCUGAGUGAGAAGGGAACCUCCAAGCAUCAGGUUGAGCUGGACCUGGUUAACUUCAUUCAGGACUUGCUUUAUGAGUCAGAAGAAGGUCAAGAACAUGUAGCUGACGAAGAUGGCCCAAGAUCUAUCACACCUGCCAGGUUUCUGCAAUGGAUCACCGGUCAAGGCCAUGUUCCUCUCCUCCCUCAGAAAACAAGGACUUUGCUGUGGUGGUAA
This is a messenger RNA of Oreochromis aureus, 1166 nucleotides long. Its product is annotated as G2/M phase-specific E3 ubiquitin-protein ligase-like. Gene Ontology annotation, molecular function: ubiquitin-protein transferase activity. The transcript is spliced from 10 exons. The record is from RefSeq and is a predicted model, not a curated record. The coding region runs from base 207 to 1166 and encodes 319 amino acids. Lineage: Eukaryota; Metazoa; Chordata; Actinopteri; Cichliformes; Cichlidae.